GCUUUAAUUUAUUCCUGCUUUUUUAAUAUAAUAUAAUAAAAAAAUUAAGGAAAAUAAAUAAGAGGGUAAAAUAGUCCUAAAUCGAAUCAUAAUCCGCCACCUUUUACUUUGUCCGUUUCGCAACAGAGCAGUUGAGUUGUCUCAUUUCUUCUUGCAGCUUCCCUUCCCCGCGCUUCUCUCUCUAAAACUCUCUCUCUUUCUCUCUCAUCGUCUACUUCUGCAAUUGGCCUGUUUAGGGUUUUGGAGUUCAGGUGCUGCUUCAAUCAUUUGGAGUGACUUUGAUGGGGUUUUCUUGUUGACUGUUAUCCUUUUCUUUUUUCUUUUCUUUAUUUUUUUUUAUUUUUUUUAUUUUUUUUUAAAAUUGUGUUCUUCAGUUAUACUUUUUGAUUUUUCUUCCCUUCUCUGGACUAUGUUUCUCUCUUUGUGGUUUUUGAGGUUAGAAAGACUUUGCUUGGCGAUACCUUGUUGUUUAAUUUGACGUGGGUGUUGUUUCAUUGUUGUUAUUUGUCGUUAAUUUUGUGAUUUUUUUGUCUUUACUUUAUUAUUAUUCUUAUUUUUAAUUUUUUCUAUAUGGGUACUGGAGAAUUAUGUCCCGGUGAGGUUUUGAUCCACUGAUUCUCUGUUACAAGUUGUGGGUGUCUAAUGAAUUGGGCAUUCAGACCACUACUGUACUUGUCCUAGGCAUUUAUGUUUUGCAGUUCUAAUAAUGUUUGUGAAAGGAGCUCAUCUCUCUCAUAUAAUGAUUUGAUUGCUAUAGAAAUAGUUGGAGUUUUUUUUUCUAACUGAACUGAAAAUUUUACAGUAUGCUCGUUUUCUCUUGGGAUUGGUUUGUGAUAUUUUUCAAGUUGAGACUGUUUCCAUAAAUAGGGUUUCCUAGUCUGAGGUUACUGAGUGAAUUGAUAAGUAUGAUUAGGUGCCCUGAAUCUCAGGAAAACCUUCUCAAGGGAUGUCCUGAGCUAUUGUGAUCCACAGGUGAAUAUACUCUCUCUUAAGGUUCCAAAUUUUCUCAAACCAGUAUUUUGUGUCAGCAUCUGCUAAAUGUUCUCUAAGAGUUGUAAAAGUCAUUCUUUUUUGUUGCAGAGGGCAUUUUUUAUGAGUGCAAUUUUGUUUCUAAUGCCCUUUGAGUUGAGUCCAUCCUGUGUUAUGCAUAGGGUUGUGUUCAGGCUUUCAGGACAUUUCAUCAAUUAUCAUUUGUAUUUUUUUGUUAUCUUUUUUUGGCAUUAUUCCACUUUUUCAAAAUGGCACCAUGUUGGUUCUUAAUGACUCCAAGAGAAAGACACAAAUCCCAUGGAGAUCAAAUUGAUACAAUUUCAUUUCCUUGAGAUUGCCAGGUCCCCAUCACAACACUUUCAUGAGGAUGUAGGAAAAAAUGAGAUUACUUCUAUAAUUUGGGAUUUGAAACAUGCUACAUAAUUUUAUCCUUCUCUGGAUGGGAUUUUUAUGACUCCCAAACCUUCUCCUCAUGACUCCAACAUGAUACCCAUGAAUGUAGGUUUUUGCGGUUGUUGUUUGUUAUCCUCCUUAUAAUUUACUUCUCUUUGUUUUCUAUCUUCAUGCCUCUUAUAGUAAUGUUUUUGCCAGGAUUAGAGUGCACAUUGGCUGUCGAUCCAAAACAUACUCUGAAAUUCUUGACUACAUGUAUUUUCCAGGUUUUUAUUUGUUUUAUCCCCUCAUUUUGAUGGAUGCAUCAUCAACUAACAGGUCUGCUAUAUUAUGAAUAUACACCGUUUGUGUUCCACAAUGAGAAGAUAGGGUAUCAUUGAACCAGUUCUUCCUUUGUAAACAUGGGUACUGAUUCACUCAUCCCCCUUAAAGAUCAGAAAGGAAAACAGAGUUUUUUCACAGAGGUCGUUAAUACAGAAAAACAGUUGUGGGCAUUAAUCCAUUCCAAAGGUUUAUUGCAUUCUGAAACUCAAGACUUGUACCAAAAGGUUCGUUCUAGUUAUGUGAAAAUCAUCCUGAAUGAACAAGAAACAGAACAACCUCAAGAUAUUGAAUAUUCUUUGUGGAAGCUUCACUAUAAGCAUAUUGAUGAGUUUCGUAAAAGAAUACGCCAAAGUUCUGCUAAUGGAGAGAGCAAGAAAUCCACAAUGCCUCAGAAUGUUGCUAAUACACAGAACAGCAAUGAUAAAUAUUUAGAAGGAUUUAAAUUGUUUCUGUUGGAAGCUACUGAAUUUUACCAAGACUUGAUCAAGAAAAUAAGAAGAUGUAAUGGGCUUCCAGAGGAACCAUUGUUCUAUAGAAAGUCUGGGAUCUAUGGUUCUGUUCUACCAACAAAAAUGCAUGAUUGCCAAUUUUCAUGCCAUCGUUUUUUUGUUUGUCUUGGGGAUCUUGCUAGAUACAGAGAGCGUUAUGAAAAACCUGAUGUUCAGAGUCGCAACUGGUCAGUUGCUGCUACCUAUUACUUAGAAGCAACAAUGAUUUGGCCAGAUAGUGGAAACCCCCAAAAUCAGUUGGCUGUAUUGGCAACAUAUGUUGGUGAUGAGUUCCUUGCUCUGUACCACUGUGUAAGAAGUUUAGCUGUUAAAGAACCUUUUCCCGAUGCCUGGAAGAACCUCAUUGUACUGUUUGAAGAGAACCGGUUAUCCAAUCUGCAGUCCCUUUCAAAGGAGGCCCACUUUGAUUUCUUAAAACCAUCUGAGUCCUUUGAGAUGAUCCAAUCACAAUCAAGUGAUGGUUCCUCAAAUUGCAGUAUAUCAAGUUCCACUGAAGAAGUCCAUUCUGUGGAAACUGAUUUAUGGUCCCUUAUUAUUAGAAUGAUAAGUUUUUUCUUCAUAAAAUCCAGUUUGGAGGAUUUCCCUUCCACUUUUGCAUCCACUAUGAAAGAGUUGAAAAGGUUGAUGGCACUGGAUAAUACAAAAUUAAAAGCCACAUUGGAGUCAUAUCAGCGUACAGAUGCUGGGAGAACAGGUCCUUUUCGAGCCAUCCAAGUUGUUUCUGUGCUCAUCUUCAUCAUUGAAAACCUAACUAACAGCCCAGAACAAAAGGAUCCAAAAACCAAAAAUGAUAUGCAGCAACCUGCCUUGACACGGUUGGCAUUGGCUGCUACAUUCAUUUGCAUGGGUUGUUUUACUGAUAGAUGUUUGACGGGAAACCCUGUCAAUGAUUGCCCCAUUUUACCGGCUGUGCUUGUAUUUGUGGAGUGGCUGGUGGCCGUCCUUGAUAAAGAGGAAAUAUUUGGAGCUGAUGAAAAAAGCGAAAGUGCCAUUUCGUACUUUUUUGGUGCAUUUGUUGAGCUUCUGAAUCAGCUUGAUGAUAAAAGGGGUAAUGUUGAGUCUCCAGAUUCUACUGCUCUGUGGGAAGACUAUGAGCUGCGUGGCUUUGCACCAGUUGUUCAUGCACAUGAGUCAUUAGAUUUUGGUGCACAUUGGGGAAACUUAAACAGUUAUGAGAGUAGAAAUGAAUGUCGUGGUCAACGAAUCACUCAUGCAGCAAUUAAGAUUGCAAACGGAUCCAGUGAUUCUCGGAAGUGGAUCAUCUAUGAUGAGGUGGAAAGAAAAUUCUACACCGCGGAGUCAAAAAAAUCGCCCAAUAGCAGAGGAUCAGAAUUGGUGGAGCCUUGCUCUGCUGUUGAAGUAGAACUGCCCUGUCAGCCUAUUUGUGAAAUCAACAAAGAAUGCGAGCAACAGAUACUUGGGGAAAAUCAGAGCAGCCCUCAAGUGCAUAGCAAAUCUGUUGCUGUUGAAGAGGAAGAAGUUAUUCUCUUCAAACCUAUAACCAGAUAUAAUUCAGCACCAGUUUGUACUUCUAGUACCGAAAAUGAUCUAAUGUUUCCAGAAGACAUAGGGGACCAAGCAGAACCUUCUGAUGAAUGUCUGCGCCGUGCCUCAUCACUACUUAUAGCACAGAACGAGGCUUAUGGUGAUCCUUUGACUUCCACUUCCACCAUCACUAAUUUCAGAAGCAAGAAGUCAUUCGAGCCAUUGGAGGCUCUUAUCAAAGAAUCAGUGGUAUGCCCAUUUUCAGAAGGCCCUGUCUUUGCCAGGCCUCCCUCGCUUAGUUCUUGGGUCCUCAAUAGAGGAAGUUUGAGCACUGAAAGAGAGAAAGGGACAAGUAAUUUUAACAAGCAUGGAUUAGAGCCUGUUGAGGAAACUGUUGAGGAAACACUUUCUGCAUCAUUUAUUGGUCUCUCCAUGGAUGAAACAAAGAAUUCUGUCACUGCUUCUGAGCAUGUCUCUCCAACCUUGCAUUACUCUUCCCCUCCGUAUAUAGCUCCAAUGCCGUCUGCCCCAUUAUUACCUGACGAUGCUGUCUGGUUUAGUGGUGUCCCAUCUAGUUUUCCUGAAUGCAAGAGCCCAGGGGUCAUUAACGAGACCGGUGACUUCAUGGGUGCAUCACCGCUAAGUGGGUACUCAAAUUGGACUGCUACUCAUGGGCCAGUUGAUUACACUCCUAGUAUUCCAGGCCUCAUUUAUGGACACUCACCAUUACUUGGUGCGAGAAGCUCUCCUGAAUGGUUUCACCACUACAACUACAACCAAAAUUUUGAGCAGGCCAAUAUUCAUAUGCGGCCAGUUCAGUUCUCUGCAGCUGGGAACCUUGGGGACUUCCAUGGUUAUGAUGCUUCCAGGUUUGAUCUUUUUGAUAGAUGGGGAAACCCGUUGGCUUCCAACCCAUUGAUAUACUUGGAGAGCCCACCAUUGCAUCCUGGGUCAACGCUUGUUUACGGUGUAGAUGAACAAAGGAGAGAGAAGCUCUUUCAUGGUUACCAAAGACCAUUUCCAUACGGGUAUGGUGCUGCCACUGACCUAAGAGACGAACAGCAGCAGCUUCUGCAAUAUCUUAAAGAAAAAGAAUUGCGACUGCCUCAGGAUCCACAAGUGAGAGGUCCUACUUACAUGGGGAAUUGAUAUGAGAAAGGUUCGGUUAUCAAAAUCAAAUGUUACGAGCACACAUGUACAUAUGUUUGAUCAUGCCCUCUUGAGAGAAAAAUUAUGCUGUUCAUAAUUAUAUGGAUUUUCUUGUGAAAGCCCAAACGUGCUCUUUCUGAUCUGGUAUGGAUCUUGUUCCCCUCUUAAAUCAGAAUGUAAUGUAUUGCAGAGCAGGCUUAGCCUCAUCUAGAAAUGCUGAUGGGUCGCCCCCCUCCUGUUUUCUUUUGGCA
Vitis vinifera (wine grape) is the source of this 5101-nucleotide messenger RNA. Its product is annotated as nonsense-mediated mRNA decay factor SMG7-like. The record is from RefSeq and is a predicted model, not a curated record. The transcript is spliced from 5 exons. Gene Ontology annotation, cellular component: telomerase holoenzyme complex. Gene Ontology annotation, molecular function: telomerase RNA binding; protein binding; telomeric repeat DNA binding. NCBI's taxonomy places the organism in Eukaryota, Viridiplantae, Streptophyta, Magnoliopsida, Vitales, Vitaceae. Gene Ontology annotation, biological process: nuclear-transcribed mRNA catabolic process, nonsense-mediated decay. Bases 1785 to 4850 code for a protein of 1021 amino acids.